AUGUCUGCCGCAGAGGUGGCGCUAUUGAGCUGCGUUUUGCAGACGUCAAUUCUCUGCCGGCUGUAUCCCUCUCAGUCGACAGCCGUGAUAGCAGGCUGGUCGGUGGUCACUUCUCUCUUCCUUCUGGCCACCUGGAAGCUUUAUUUGUGGCCAUUGUGGUUCAGUCCUCUGCGCAACUUGCCUGAGCCACCGGGUGGCCACCGUUUGCGCGGCCAUGUGAAACUGGUUCCAAACGAACGAUCGGGCAUGCCCCUACAGGAUUGGAUCAAUGAGGUACCAAACUCGGGUUUGAUCAGAUAUCGUAUGCGAUUCAACAAGGAGGUGAUUUUUGUCACCAAUCCCAAGGGCCUGUCGGAGGUUCUGGUUCAGAAGAGCUAUGAGUUCGCAAAACCUGCGAAGUUGCGACUCGGACUGGGGCGCAUUCUGGGAGUUGGGCUAAUUGUUGCUGAGGGUAACGAGCACAAGAGACAACGCAAACUCCUGAUGCCUGCCUUUUCACAUCGACAUAUCAAGAACCUCUACCCCAUAUUCUGGGACAAGUCAGUCGCACUAGCCAGAGUUUUGGAAGAGAGUAUCACGCAAAAUGUGGGCCAAUCGACCAAGGUCUUCGAUGUAGCAGACUGGCUGGCGCGGGCGACACUGGAUAUCUUAGGCGCAGCUGGACUUGGCGAGGAGUUUGACACGCUCCAUAAUCCGGAUAAUGAGAUAUGCAGUGCGUAUCGAAAUGUGUUUGAGCAAAAACCUCCUAAAGGUAUUCUGGCUAUGGGUCUCUUCUUAUUACGCGAGGCACUCACAACGGCGCUCCGUCUACCACGCAAUGAUAGCAUCUCCGCGGCCACGAAGACUCUGACUGGGGUAGCACGCCGAUUGAUUGCCGGCAAAAGGGCCAAAGUCAGCACCGAAGAAUCUGAAGGUGGAGGUCUUGAUAUUAUCUCCGUUGCACUGGCAUCGGACAGCUUUACGGAUUCUAUGCUUGAGAACCAUCUCUUGACUUUUCUGGCUGCGGGACACGAAACAACAGCCACGUCAAUGACAUGGGCUCUUUACGCAUUGUGCUUAUAUCCAGAUGUCCAAAAAAAGCUGCGUGAUGAAAUUCGCAGCCGGCUGUCGCAUAUUCUUGACGAAGCCUCAGCGGCACCGAUGACGGCCGAGCUUCUGGAUAGUCUGCCAUACCUGCAUGCCGUGUGCAACGAAGUCUUCCGUAUAUAUCCCCCUGCAGGGCUUACGCGACGAGUGGCAGUGAAGAAUACUUCAAUCCUGGGCCAAUUCAUCCCCAAGGGUACUGAGAUCGUGAUCUCUCCGCGUGCCCUGAACGUGUCGCAGGAACUUUGGGGCCCUGAUGCGGGCAUCUUCAAUCCAAACCGAUGGCUCAAGCCGAGUCAAGCCAACACUGGUGGCGGCCUGACUAACUUCUCCUUCAUGACAUUCCUUCAUGGUCCGCGUUCUUGUAUUGGACAGGGCUUCGCUCGUGGUGAGUUUGCCAGUCUACUCGCAGCACUGGCAGGUACGUUCGAGAUGACGCUGGCCGAGGAGUCUGAGAUAUUCAUCGAGACAGGAUUGACAUCUCGGCCCAAGGGAGGACUACGAGUGCAAUUUCGUCGAGUGUGA
This is a messenger RNA of Penicillium subrubescens, 1608 nucleotides long. RefSeq names its product cytochrome P450. Gene Ontology annotation, molecular function: monooxygenase activity; heme binding; iron ion binding. NCBI's taxonomy places the organism in Eukaryota, Fungi, Ascomycota, Eurotiomycetes, Eurotiales, Aspergillaceae. The transcript is spliced from 4 exons. The record is from RefSeq and is a predicted model, not a curated record. Bases 1 to 1608 code for a protein of 535 amino acids.